Molecule: messenger RNA, 5817 nt
Organism: Caenorhabditis briggsae
Lineage: Eukaryota; Metazoa; Nematoda; Chromadorea; Rhabditida; Rhabditidae
Exons: 24
Coding region: 1-5817 (1938 amino acids)
Source: RefSeq, a predicted model, not a curated record
AUGGAUUCCAAGUCGCCAGAAGAAAAAGCCAGCGCGAAUUCCACCCAAACGGAUGAUGUCACGAAGACAGAUUCGCUAUCCACUUUGUUUGACUCUGGUGCUCCAGUUCAGGCCAAUACGGAGGAGAUUUUCGUGGAAAUUGGUUAUGAACGGGCUGAAAAGGCAAAAGCAACGGUCGGAACUUCAAGCCCGAAUGACCAAGCGUCUGAAGAAAGUCUCUUCCAGAAGGAUCUCAAGCAAGUCAUGGAAACGACGGAAAAAGAAGAGCAAGUUGGAGUUCAAGACAAGAUAGAAGAUGUUGAAUUGCUAAACCCCGUCGGUAGAGACGUAGAUAAGGUAAUUUCCAAAGAAACCGAAUCUCUGGAACCAACUGCCAAUGAUGAAAUCACAUCAAAAUGCGACUCCGGAAGUCCAAAAGGCGAUUCACGGGAAGUUGUUGUGCCACGUUCGGAAGGUUCGAUCUCGCCAGCAUCUCCAUCACUGGUUCACGAAGAUCAUACCAAAGAGCUUCUUGAUGAAACCAAGGAGAGAAUGGAAGAUCAAGACGUCGUUGGAGAAGUCGUUGAUGAGGAACAGAAAGUCUUGAAUGAGGCCGCCCGAUUGAACCCAAUCGGCCAUUUCGUGGUGUCUGAGAAGAUUCCGGAUUCAGUAGAUAAACUCAUUGAGAAAAUCAAAAAAGACAGAGCAUCACGUGGCAACAAAACUGAAGAUAUUGGAACAGAGAAAUCUGCUGGGAAGGACCUUGUGUUCGAAAAUCAGUUCAGCUCGACAGAUGGACUAUCUUUGCAAUCUGGAGAGAAUCUUGCCGAGAAGAACCUUGAAGAAGUCAUGGAGUCGGCCGAGACACAAGAUCAAGUGGCCGUUUACGUUCCGGACAAGACUGAGGAUAUUGAGAUGAAAAAAUCUGUUGCGAAGGGUGGAAGCAUCAUUUUGUGGAGCACUGUAGUUAGUAUGGAAGAUCUCUUGGAGAAUAUUGGGCAUUCAGGAGAAUCAGAAGAGUCCGGAGAGAGCCUAGUCGAGAAGAUUGCUGAUGGUACCAACAUGUCUAAGGAGGCAAAAGAUGAACAGGUGGAAACUGAUGACCAAGUUUUCGAUUAUUUGUCUUCGGAAGCUAACGAUCAUGAAGGAAAUCUUGAAAUCCCAGAGAAGCUCCAAGCAAAAGAUGAUGAGUUUGAUGGCGGGAGCAUCGUUGAGAAAGUGGAAACUGGAAAUGAAGAGAAAGAGGAAACUGUCAAAAGUUCUGCUGAAGACGUUGCACCAAUCUCGGAACUAUUAUCUCCAGUUGCCCAUGAAAAUGUCAAACAAGACAGUCCGCAAUCCGAGGAGAGAUCUGAAUCUCCACGUUCGUCAGGUAAAUCUUCACGUUCGCCAGAUGCUCAAGUGGAGGAGGAUGCGGAUAGGAAUUCUUCAGUUGGAAGUCAUGGUUCGGAGAUACAGAAACAUACUGUCCCGAUUUUGGAACAAGGUGACGACGCACCCGCGGAAGGAUCCAAAGAACAGAGCAAUGAAGGAACCGUGGAACCAAACGAGAAAGUUUACGAGCUCAUGGAACCAAGCUCAGAUCACGAAGCGCAAAUACAAAAAAAGGUCCAGGAAAUUGGAACAUUGUUGAUUCCAGCAGAAAAUGAUGAUUCUGAGCCAUCUUCGACAUCACCUGACUCGAAAUCUCCGGUCUACAACGAACCAAUCCAAAUCCUAGACCAAAUUCCCACAGCCAACAUGAUGGAAGAUAUUGGAACGAAGAAGUCUGUUAGCGAGGACCAAGAGCUCAAAGAUCCAGUCAGUAUGGAGGACCUCUUGGAGGAUAUUGGGAAGUCAGGAGAAUCGGUGGAGCCUGAGAAGAAACUUGCCGAAAAGAUUGCUGAUGGUACAAACAUGUCGGAGAAGGCAAAAGAUAAACAGAUGGAAGUUGAUAACCAAGUUUUGGAUCAUUUGGCUUUGGAAGCUAACGAUCAUACUGUCACCCGUACUGGCUUUACUAAAGAAAUUGGAGCAAUCUCGGAACUGCCACCUCAAGUCAACGACGAAUCGAUCCGGAUCCCUGCAAUGGACAUCGUCGACGCAAUCAAUGAACAUCCCCAACAAAACAGUCCGCCGGCCAGAGAGAGAUCUGAAUCCACAACUUCGGCAGAUGAAUCUUCAAGUUCGCCAGAUGAUCAAUUGGAAGAGGAUGCGGACAGGAAUUCUUCAGUUGGAAACCAUGGUUCGGAGAUACAGAAAGAUCAUAUUCAAGUCAUGGAAGAAUGUGACGACGCACACGCGGGAGGAUUCAAAGAACAGAGCGAAAAGGGAACCGAGGAACCGAACGAUGACGAUUCUGAGAAUGUGGAGAUGGACGAGAAGUCAGUGAAGGAAGGAAUCGAAGGACAAUCAAGGAAGUUGGUAGAUCCCGAGGAGCGCGUUGUCGAGACGAUUGCUGAUGGUGUCAAUGUGCCAGUUGAGAAAACAGGUGAACAGAUGGAAACUGAUGACCAAGUUUUGGAUCAGCUGGCUUCAGAAGCUAACGAUAAUGAAGCAAAGCUUGAAAAAGAAGACGUCGGUGUGGACGACAAGAUUGUGGAAUCCACUGCCUCGGAAGAUAAUAAGAAAACAGUUUCGCAGCCAGUGAUUGCCAUCUCAUCUAGCGCUCUAGAUCCGCACAUGGAGAAUGGAGGAGACUUCACGGAGAAAAUGGAUGCUAGUCAUGAAGAGAAAGAAGAUACUGUUAGCCGUACAGGCCCUCCUGAAAAUGUUGGUCCAAUCUCAGAACUCUCAUCUACCGACAACAAACCGAUCCAGAUGGACACAGUCGACGGGAUUAAUGAAGAUAUCAAAAUAGGCAGUCCGCCGGCCAAUGAGAGAUCUGAAUCUUCAAUUUCGUCAGAUCAAUCUCCAUGCUCGUCAGAUGGUCAAUUGAAGGAGGAUGCGGAUAAGAAUUCUCCAGUUGUGAGCCAUGAUUCGGAGAAACAGAAAGAUUGUAUUCUAAUCAUGGAGCAAUGUGACGACGCAACUGUUGAAAAAUCCGAAGAAGCAAAUGAUAAAAUUCACAAGCUCAUGGAACCAAGUUCAGAUCACCAAGUGCAAGCACAAAAAGAGGAGAAGGUAGUCGGAACAUCGUCGAUUCCAUCAGCAAAUGUUACGGAGCCAUCUCCAACAUCAUCCGAAUCGAAUUAUCCGGUCUACAACGAGUCUUUCCAAAUCUUUGGACGAAUGGACGAAGCCGACGGAAUCAAUGAAGAUGUCAAACGGGACAGUCCAGCGGCAAAAAAUCUCAACGACGCUGUGAAAGUCCCCAUCCUGUCAGAAACCUCGUCUCCGGUCAGUGACCGAUCUGAUUCUGAUGCGACGAUAAGUCUUGAAGAUAUUGAUAUUUCCGUUGAAGGAGAGAAGCUAGAAUCUCCCAGUUCGUCGGAUCCAAUACUCCUACCAAAUGCUGACUCGAAGGAGGAUGCUGAUGUGAACUUGCCAGCCAAUUCGGGGGAUACACAGGAACCCGAAGAACAUCCAAUCGUGGAACAAUGUGACGACGCACUUGAAUCCGGAAUGUCAUCGAUUCCACCAGCCAAGAAUGCUGAGCCCUCUCCAACAUUAUCCGAAUCGAAAUUGCCACUCGACAACGACUCUUUCGAAAUCUUUGGACAUAUGAACACAGCCGACGGAAUCAAUGAAGAUGUCAAACGGGACUAUCCACAGGCAAAGAAUCUCGAAGACGUUGGGAAGAUUCCCACUCUGUCAGAAACCUCGUCUCCGGUGAAUGACGCAUCUAAAGAUUCUGAUACGACUAGAAGUCCUGAAGAUAUGGAUAAGUCCGUUGAAGGAGAGAGGCUCUACUCUCCAUGCCCGUUAGAUCCAGCACCACCAAAAAUGACUGGUUUGAAAACUGAUGCGGACUUGGAUGCUCAAGCUGGGAAUUUGCAUUCGGAGAUACAGAAAGAAACCCGAGAACAAUGCACCGACGCAGUCGAGGAAGAAGCCAAAGAACCGAACAAUGAAGAAACUGAGGAACCGAGCUCUGAUGUUUGCCAAGAUGCGGAGAUCCCAGAACAAAUUGUAGAUGUCGAUGACCGAGUUGUGAAAGAGAGAGAACCUCCAGCCAAGAAGGCAAAGAUUGUGAUUCCAGAUCCAACACCAGAAACAAUGAGGGCUAUGAUGGAGGAGGAAGGUUCCAAAGAACCGAGAAGUAAAGAUUCACAACAUGUUGAGACAGAAGAGAAACCAGAUCACAAAGCAGAAAAACAAAAAGAGAGUGGAGGCACCGACACACUCUCAACUUCAACAGAGAAUGAUGUUGAGAAAGCCCAGAAAGUUCUGAUCCCUCAUCACUCAUCCAAAACUUCACCUUCAGUCGGUGAAGAACAAGCCCCUGAUUGCCAAUUAGCGGUGGUCCCGGAACAGGUUGCUCCGCAAUUGGAAACGCAAGAAAAACGUGGCAACGAAGUCCCUGCACCUCUUCUUCAGGAUGAAUCGAUGGACACUACGAAGCCAUCGUCUUCCGCGGCCGCUAACCGAAAAACUGCUCGUCAAGAAGAAUCUGCCGAUGAAAGGGAGCCGCCAGCUAAAAAGACCAAAAUUGAGAUUCAAAAGCCGAGAGCAGAGACAAUGGCUGUCAUGAAGAAAGCUAUCGAAAUGUCUCUCCUAUACGAUCAUCCAGAAGAAGCUUUGUUGAAGGCUCUCGGAAAGUUUGGAGGAGAUACAACAUUCAUGGCUAAGGAGAUCAAGAAGGUUGUUGUUAUCGGAUUCGAUCCAGUCAGUUUGCGAAUGCUGAACGGAGUCGAGAAUUUCUUGAAUCUCAAAGCUCUACCUCACGCUUCAAUCUCCUUCGAGGCUAUUGCGGAGGCAACUUGCCAUCCGCCAGUGAUCGAAGGAGAGGUCCUGACAGAACAGCCCAUCAAACUGUCACCAAUCGAGUAUAGCGGCUUUGUGCUGGGGAAAAAGGGAAAAGAAAUUUCUAAACUCGAUUCUGCGACGACUCAGUUCCUCUUCGUCCUAUCUUCUGACUCGGAGGGUCUGGUUCUGGGGCCAAUGCCACCGUUGCCCACCAAGAAGGGAAUGCUAUUCUCCAAAGGAAUGGAAACGGACCUCGCUUCAGAGGAACAACGAAGAGUCAUCCGAAGACGUCUCGCUUCAACAGAAACCAGCCAGUUGGCACAGUACGUGAAGAAAGGAAGGUGCCAUAUGAUUGUGGCAUCACACACAGAUGAAAGAAAGGAUCCAACAGUCGGAGAAGUUUUGGAGGCUCUUGAAGCAACUCCCUUCAAUACGGAGGUUCUAGAGAUGCUCCGAAAAAAUCCAACGGUUCUUCCCAAUUGCUCCUUCGUGGACCGAGUGCUCCCAGUCUGUGAGGACUUCUACCAUCGUGUCACCUCCAUGUUAAAGCCAAAAGAUUAUAAGAAGCUCUUCAUAGAGUUGGACGGAUUCGAUGAGGUCACGGUUGUGGAUAAUCUGGCAGCGAUUAUUCAACGAAAUUUCAAAGCAAACCAACUACUUAAGGGGUAUCGAACCUCGAAACCAUCUCAAGGAGUCGCUUUAUUCUUCUACAAGAAACAAGAAAACGGCGACAUGAUGGAGAGGAUGCACGUUCUCUUCUCAAAGCUUCGGAAAGGAAACGUCGUCGGAGCAUUCGCGAUCCUGACCGUCGGAGCAAACAAAGACUUCAAUAGAUGCGGAAUCUUUCUGACAUCAUCAGAACUGCACAGCCAGAAUACUGCAAACAUCGAUGAGGAUGACGCAGCCAAAUUUUGGGAGGAGUUCAAUGAUGGUAAAAACGUGAUGACUGGAGUGAAAGACGACUGCGACUCACAAAGCUUCAUAUUCCUUGUGUUAGAUCCGGUGAACUAA